Chlamydomonas reinhardtii is the source of this 3978-nucleotide messenger RNA. RefSeq lists its product as uncharacterized. Gene Ontology annotation, cellular component: box H/ACA snoRNP complex. Lineage: Eukaryota; Viridiplantae; Chlorophyta; Chlorophyceae; Chlamydomonadales; Chlamydomonadaceae. Bases 30 to 2069 code for a protein of 679 amino acids. Gene Ontology annotation, molecular function: box H/ACA snoRNA binding. The record is from RefSeq and is a predicted model, not a curated record. Gene Ontology annotation, biological process: snoRNA guided rRNA pseudouridine synthesis. The transcript is spliced from 12 exons.
CCCCGCCCGGCCAUGCCCAGGUGACGGGCAUGAUCCGGGCGCAGCAGCGCUACCAGGGCCUGCUCGCCAACACCACCAGCGCCGCCGGGGUGGGCGGAGACAGCGACGACGAAGACGACCCGCAGGGCGGCGAGGGCGGCGGCGGCGGCCUGGGGGGCGGCGGCGAGGGCGUGAGUCGGUCGGUGAUGCUGACGGCGGCGGAGCUGACGGCCAGCGUCAUGCCGGCACCCGCCAAGCCGCCCGACGGCGUGGAGCUCAAGGUCCCCGCUGACGACAUCCGCUUCAGCGGCGUCAAGCUGCGCUUCCUCAUCGGCCUACUGGAGGCCAUCGAGCCCCACCCCGUGCUGCACCGCUCCACGUCCGACCUGGUGCAGCACGUGGUGCGGCCGCUGACGGCGGAGGCGCGCUGCCGGCUGCUGGACCUGGUGCCACACGAGCUGCGCGGCCAGCCCCAUCACUACGUGGCGCACGCCUGGAGCGGCAGCGCGAGGGAGCUGCUGCAGACGCUGAAGCGGGAGAUGUGUCCGCCCGCGCCGCCCAAGCCGCCGCCCUUCGUGCUGUCCAAGCCCGGACCCAACCGCGGCCCCAAGUCCCUCAGCCUCGCCGCCGGCAGCAGCCUGGCCGGCCCCGCCCGCUCCCGACACGGCUCCGAGAUAGGCAGCCAGGCAUCGGCCGGUGCUACUGCCGGUGCUACAGCCGGAGGCGGCGGCGGCGCUCGCGGCGGCGGCGGCGGCGGCGCGCACCUGCCCUCGCUGCAGCUGUCACAGAACGGAGUGGGCGGCGGCAGCGCGGCGGCGGCGGCGGCGGCGGCGGACAGGAUGGCUAGCCACGAUGUGAACGCCAACUCGGGGAGGCUGCCCAACAUCGGCGGCAAGGCUGCUGCCGCCGGGGGAGGAGGAGGAGGGGGGAAGGGAGGGGGCAAGGACGGGGCGGCGGCGGCAGGAGGAGGAGGCGGAGGAGGAGGUGGGGAGGCGGGCGAUGACUCGGCGGCGCUGGCUGCCAUGCUGGGCUCUCCGGAGGCGGUGUGGAACCACUACGAACUGCUCAACCAGAAGUACCAGGAGGAGCUGUCCAAGGCGCUGGACCAGGUGGUGUGGAUCGACUGGGUGUGCCACAACCAGCACGCCGCGGCCAAGAAGGACUACAGCAGGGUGGCCAAGACGGUUGUGGGCUGCGGCGCCACAGUGCUUGUGCUGGACCCACAGCUGACGCCGCUCAGCCGCACCUGGUGCCUGUUCGAGGUGAUGCACUGCCUGCGCUGCAAGCGGCACCUCAAGGUGUUCCGGGUGGACGCCGCCGCGCGGGAGGCCGAGGCCAACGCCGCCGUGGUGGCGGCGGCGGCCGGCAGCGGCAGCCUAGCCGGAGGCGGAGGUGGCGGAGGCGGCGGCAGGCCGGGUGGAGGGGCUGGCUCCAAAGGCGGAGGAGGCGGGGGAGGAGGGGGCGGGGGCGGGGCGGGUCCUGACGACAAGGAGUGGGAGAAGGCGGUGGAGAGCAUCAACGUGGAGGCCAGCCGCGCCAGCAGCGAGCAGGACCGGGUGGGCAUCCUGCAGGAGAUCCUGAACACGGUGGGUAUGGCCUACGUGAACGACACCAUACGCAACGCGCUGCGCCUGUCCAACGCCGACCGCGCACGACAGCUGGCGCUGCGCCGCGAGCAGCUGCGCACCACCAUGGACCUGCUGGCUCCCGACCCUCGCGAGAUCGGCACCGAGGAGUACGAGGACAACCUGGCCCGAUGCAAGGAGCACCUGCAGGAGGUGCUGGAGCAGUUCUACCCCGAGGACAUCAUGCGGUGCAUCAUUCCCAAGGACUAUGUGUCUGACUCGGCGCGUGUGUGGGACUUCCUAGGCAUCUUUGCGGAGAUCUUGGAGCGCGAGCUGUUCAGGGAGGACGCCAAGGCGCUGAGGGCCAUGGCCUGGCUGCUGUUCAAACGCCACUCCAAGCGCUACAUCGAGGUGCUCUACUGCAAGGAGCUGGAGAACUGGCUGGCGGACUCGCUGGAGCACGACCGCAAGUUCCGCCGCGUGCAGGCCAAGCUCAAACACGACGCCAUGAAGAAGUGGAGCUAGAUGGGCGCGAGGCGGCGGUGGUGGUAACAAGGAGAGGGAGAGGGUGUGGUGUAGAUGGCAGCCCAACCUAAAUUAAACCAGGCUUCGCUAGCGGAGCACAGGCAGAGGCGUUGGUUGCAAGCGGUAAUCAGGGGGAGGGGGGCAGUUCAUUCCAGAACCCAAUGCAAGCCAACCGAGUGAAGUCACACCUGCCAGCCCCACCCUGAGCGUGGAGGUGGUGUGGCCUUAACCUGUGGGUCUGGGGCGCCCUUGAAACUUGAAUCUUGAAUGGGGGAGGGGGUUUAGCCACUCUUGCGAACGUUUUGUAUGAAACAUGAAACUGCCGACGGGGGACAAACCACACGGCUCGGCGGGCAGACAGGCCAGCUGGCAGGUAGGCCGGCCUGGCGCUGAAUUAUUGACGGCGCGACACCAACCGGACCGCAAUGCUGACUGCAAUGGCUCCAGCACCGCGACACACUUGUCUUUCAAACUUUUUACCCUUGGUGGUGGUUGUGGCGUGAUUGGGACGGUCUGACGCAAGCGUUUUUAUGCUUUGGAGCGAAGGGCGCGCGCGAGUAUGGCAGCUGACUCGCGCACGAGAAUGUUGUUGUUAUGAUUCCGUGUGUGUGUGUGUGUGUGUGUGUGGAUGUGUGUGUGUGUGUGUAUAUGUGUGUGGCGCUGUAUGCUAGCACCGCUGGCAUGCGGUCGCCAGCCAGUGCCGGUACCAGUGAUACUAACACCAACGCUGCUGGGACAGCGCUGCAAAGUGCUGCGUGCCCGGCGUGCGGCCCGGCGUACCGGCGUAUCAAAAGACACCACUGGCACCGGCAGGCGCUGACAGUGAAAGGAUUGUGUGGAGCGGAGGCAGCUGGGGGGGAGGGGGCGUGUGCCCUUGCGUGUGGCACACGUGUACAUAGCUGCGAGGGCUGCAUCAAUGGUCUACAUGGCGUUGCAUCAAAUGAGGAGGGGGGGCAGGACUGGAGGCGGCACCUGCGCAGCACGUGGGGCAAUGCUGGUGCGCCGAGGGCACGAGCAUGGCUGUGCGGGGAUGGCGUGUUUGACCGUAUGAUGCAUUGGGGCCGUGAUGGCACUCAGCAGAUAUUUUGUAUGGAUGUACGGCACCACUCUACAAAAGGUACAACAAGACUUUUGCCUUUCAGCCGAUGAUUCUUAAUAAGGCCGUUUAAUUAAAAGGGUUGCGGGCGGACGCGGGAAGGCAUGGGCGCACGCCCUGCAAGGGAGCAAGGGAUGCGGUGCAUGGGCGACGUGGAGGGAAACGAUUACUUGGAGUGGUCCAGGUAUGACUUGCUUUCUGAUGACUGCAGCUGCAAUGUUGUGCACGACACGUGUUAGGACGGCACCACUGGAUGCGUUAGGGGGCAGGGCGGCCAAGUGGUUUGGUCAGGCGAUGGGUGACAGGGAGAGGGCAGGGGCAGGCGCAUGCGUGUGCAUGUUUUUGGCGUAUCGCGGUCGCGUUGAUGCGGAGGUGCUGCGUGCUGCGAAGGGGCUCCACUAUUUCAUUGGGAAGGCUAGGAGCUGCUGGCUCGUCGUGAGACCAGGCCGGGCCCCAGGCUGGCAACAAGUAAUGCUAGUGAAAGGGCUUGGCGCUUGCCACGGCUGUCACUUCGAGAGCUGCUGUGCGCCUAUGAAUUGUGUGGUGUUGAACUCCGAGUCCCGCCCAUAGAGGCAAACGCGGGUCACAGGGUGUAGCACCAAGUAAGCUGUAGCCCCACAUGCGGCAGCACGGUGGCUGCGUCAGUUGGACUGGCGGCAGUGAGGUGUGUGGGUGGGUGGGGGGCGAUGGGAUGCAAUGUUGAUGGGAUGUGGUGGGCAUGUGGCUCAAACAGCUCGAUUGGUGGCACCGGUUUUCACGAGGCAGGUAGGCACGCAAAAGAUGGUGCGCACCACCUUGUAACCACACACGCAA